Molecule: messenger RNA, 438 nt
Organism: Lolium rigidum
Lineage: Eukaryota; Viridiplantae; Streptophyta; Magnoliopsida; Poales; Poaceae
Product: mitochondrial import inner membrane translocase subunit TIM14-2-like
Exons: 3
Coding region: 47-385 (112 amino acids)
Biological process (GO): protein import into mitochondrial matrix
Cellular component (GO): PAM complex, Tim23 associated import motor
Molecular function (GO): ATPase activator activity
Source: RefSeq, a predicted model, not a curated record
GUGCCCUCCCGCCUGCAACAACUCGCCGGAUUUGCUGGUCGGGGAAAUGGCCACAGCACUCAUUGCUGGACUCGCGGUUGCUGGCGCUGCUCUUGCGGGCAGAUACAGCAUCCAGGCUUGGCAUGCUUACAAGGCAAGGCCCAUAGUCCCAAGGAUGCGUAAAUUCUACGAAGGUGGAUUUCAAGCUACAAUGACCCGAAGGGAAGCUGGUCUAAUCCUGGGUAUCAGAGAAAACGUGCGUCCUGAUAAGGUAAAAGAGGCACAUAAGAGGGUCAUGGUUGCCAACCAUCCGGACGCGGGUGGAAGCCAUUACCUCGCGUCGAAGAUCAACGAGGCGAAAGAUGUUCUGCUAGGGAAAACAAAAGGAGGUGGUUCAGCCUUCUGAUUCUUUAGUAGUUGCUCCUCAGAUGUUAGGUUCUGGACAAUGAAUCUUAGAUA